AUGGCAUCUGUUAAGGGAAAAUAUGACCAUCUUCCUCUGUCCAGCAAGGGACCCCUAAAGGUCCCGCUGUCCGGGCGGCUGCUUCUGGACAGUCCUUUUUACAACAAAGGCACAUGUUUCACGAUACAAGAGCGUGAGGACUUUGGUCUCAAGGGGCUUCUUCCCACCAACAUCCAGAAGCUGGACGAACAGGUGACAAGAGCAUACCAGCAGUAUUGCAACCAGCCCGAUGACCUCCAGAAGAACACCUUCAUGACAUCGAUGGCGGAACAAAACAUCGUUCUGUAUUAUCGACUGAUCCAGGAUCAUAUGAAGGAGAUGUUCAGCAUCAUUUACACACCGACUGAAGGGGAUGCCAUCGAAAAUUAUUCGCGCAUCUUCCGACGGCCAAAUGGUUGUUUCUUGAGUAUCAAGCAUCCUGAUGAGGUGGAAGAACGUCUCAGCAGAUUUCUAAAUCCCAAUGACCCCGAGGGUGGAGUGGACUACAUUGUCGUGAGUGACGGAGAGGAGAUCCUAGGUAUAGGCGAUCAAGGUGUUGGUGGUAUAUUGAUCAGCGUUGCAAAGCUAGCUCUGAUGACUAUCUGCGCUGGUCUCCAUCCGAACAGAACACUUCCAGUGGUGCUUGAUACCGGAACCGACAACGAAAAGCUCCUCAAUGAUUCUCUCUAUCUUGGUCACCGAUUCAAACGUGUGCGAGGCCAAGCCUACGACGAUUUUGUCGAGAAAUUCGUGAAGACAGCAAAGAAACUCUAUCCCAAGGCCUACAUCCAUUUCGAAGACUUUGGCGUCACCAAUGCACGGAGGCUGCUUGACAGAUACCGCAAUGACAUGGCGGUGUUCAACGACGACAUCCAAGGAACCGGUUGUGUGACCCUAGCUGCCAUCAUGGCUGGUCUGAGUAUCAGCAAGGUUAAGUUGAGUGAACUUCGCGUGGUCAUCUUUGGCGCUGGCACCGCUGGAUGCGGUAUUGCCGAGCAGGUCCAAGCUGCCAUAGCGACAGAAGCGAACAAAAGUAAAGAUGAAGUAGCGCGGCAGAUCUGGUGUAUUGACAAAGCAGGUCUUUUGCUCGAUAGUAUGGGUGAUGAGCUUUCGAUCGCACAGAAGCCCUUUGCUCACAAAUCGUCUGAGUGGAAAGGCAAAGACACAAAAUCCCUACAAGCGAUCAUCGCCGAAGUCAAACCGCAUGUUCUUAUUGGCACAUCAACUAAGCCGAAUUCUUUCACCAAGGAAGUCGUGCAAGAAAUGGCACAACACGUUGAACGCCCCAUCAUUUUCCCCUUGAGCAAUCCCACACGUCUGCAUGAGGCUAAGCCAGAGGAUCUCAUCAAGUGGACCGACGGCUGUGCUCUAGUUGCUACUGGUUCCCCAUUCCCACCAGUCGAGCAUAAUGGCGAGAAGAUUGCGAUCGCCGAAUGCAAUAACUCCGUCUGUUUUCCUGGGAUCGGACUGGGAGGAGUUCUGUCUCGGACCAAACUCGUGACAGAUAAGAUGCUUGUGGCGGCUGUUACGGCAUUAGCAAAGGAAGCACCAGCACUGCAAGAUCCCUCGAAAGCACUCGUUCCCGACGUCGAAGAUGCUAGGCGUAUCAGCAUGAAGAUAGCGAUGGCUGUUAUCCGAUCCGCCGUGGAGGAAGGUCACGCACAAGAAACCGAUAUUCCUGUCGAGAGUGACGACGACUUGGAGGAAUGGGUCAAAGUUCAGAUGUGGGAUCCUGAAUAUCGAUCUUAUGUCCGGAAAUAG
Molecule: messenger RNA, 1740 nt
Organism: Capronia coronata CBS 617.96
Lineage: Eukaryota; Fungi; Ascomycota; Eurotiomycetes; Chaetothyriales; Herpotrichiellaceae
Product: malate dehydrogenase (oxaloacetate-decarboxylating)
Exons: 2
Coding region: 1-1740 (579 amino acids)
Biological process (GO): malate metabolic process; pyruvate metabolic process
Cellular component (GO): mitochondrion
Molecular function (GO): NAD binding; malate dehydrogenase (decarboxylating) (NAD+) activity
Source: RefSeq, a predicted model, not a curated record